CAUUUCGCCUUCCAUCAGCCCUAUUAAAGCCCCCAGCUCCACCACCUUCCUUCAGAUCACUCGGAACCAAGAAGACUCGCAGUGCAUUGCUCCAUUAUCCUUGUUUCCACCCAAUGGCGAGCGUUAAGGUGUUCGGCUCCCCGACUUCAUCUGAGGUUGCAAGGGUGCUUGCUUGCCUCUUCGAGAAGGAUGUCGAGUUCCAGCUCAUUCGCGUCGACACCUACAAGGGCCAGAAAAGGUUGCCUGAAUACCUCAAGCUUCAGCCCCAAGGCCAAGCGCUCACAUUUGAAGACGGGAAGAUGACCCUCGUCGACUCUAGAGAGAUAUGCCGACACAUUACGGAGAAGUAUGUCGACCAAGGGAACAAAGAUCUUCUGGGGACCGGCACGCUCGAAAGGGCAUCGAUCGAGCAAUGGCUGCAGACCGAGGCUCGCAGCUUCGACCCCCCGAGCUCUGCUCUGGUGUUCCACCUGGCAUUUGCGCCGCUCAUGGGGCUGGAGCAGGACCAGGAGGUGAUCGAACAGAGCAGACGGAAGCUGAACAAGGUGCUCGACAUCUAUGAGAAGAGGCUGCAGGAGACCAAGUUCCUUGCCGGGGACAGGUUCACGCUUGCUGAUCUCUCCCACCUGCCCAACACCCAGCGUUUGGUGUCGCACAACGGGUGUCGCCAGUUGAUCACAUCCAGGAAGAAGGUGAGCAAGUGGUGGGAGGAGAUAUCGAGCCGCCCGUCGUGGCGGAGGGUGGUGGAGAUGCAGCAGGAGCCAACGCCGGUUAUAUAAGGUUCUGAGAUGCUACUACUGGUGGCAUUGAGAUGGAGUUGUGGGGUUGCUCUUUUUGCUUUGUUUCAGUGUGUUUGAAUAAGUGCCGAUCCUCACUUAUUGUGUGUCUUGGCGUUGUGCUUUUGCUCAUGUUUGUUUGUUUUGGGAGUCCACAAAGUUGUCAAAUGGCCCUGUGCCUGUCUGAGGUUUGUUUUUCGUAGUGGGAUUAUGUGUGGUUGGAUGAUGGAUAUCAUAUUAUUUGGUCUAUAUCCAAACAUUUGGGUGCACCUGUAAUAAAGCAGCUCCUUCGCAAUAGCA
Molecule: messenger RNA, 1076 nt
Organism: Elaeis guineensis (African oil palm)
Lineage: Eukaryota; Viridiplantae; Streptophyta; Magnoliopsida; Arecales; Arecaceae
Product: glutathione S-transferase F10
Biological process (GO): glutathione metabolic process
Cellular component (GO): cytoplasm
Molecular function (GO): glutathione transferase activity; glutathione binding
Source: RefSeq, a predicted model, not a curated record